Suhomyces tanzawaensis NRRL Y-17324 is the source of this 345-nucleotide messenger RNA. RefSeq names its product U2 snRNP complex subunit. NCBI's taxonomy places the organism in Eukaryota, Fungi, Ascomycota, Pichiomycetes, Serinales, Debaryomycetaceae. Bases 1 to 345 code for a protein of 114 amino acids. Gene Ontology annotation, molecular function: RNA binding. The record is from RefSeq and is a predicted model, not a curated record. The transcript has a single exon.
AUGAGCAAGCACGCCUUGGAGCCAGUGGCUUCUGUUGCCAAGAAGGUCAAGCUUGAUCCCGAAAACCUCAAACCGUCGCAGACCCUAUACUUAAAGAACCUCAAUGACCAAAUCAACCCUACCCUCAUCAAACACAGCUUAUACUUGUUGUUCUCCACAUACGGAGAUAUAGUCGAAAUCCACAACCGUAAGAGAGGACAAGCACAUGUGGUAUUUGACAGUGUUGUGCACGCGGGUUUGGCCAUGAAAUGUCUACAAUCAGAGGAAUUCUUCAACAAGGCUUUGGUUAUCCAAUACUCAAAGAACGAAAGCAAGGUGGUAACGAGAUACAAAGACGAGAGUUGA